CUCGUACCCAAGGUACGUGAUCUCAACUACUCGUAGGCCCAAGUGAUUCACUAUGAUUGACUAGCCUUGGCCUGGUUCAUGUACUGUCAUUUUGUAUAGCGAUUUACCAAUUGAAUACUGGUUCAUCAUUUCUUUGAAAUACCAAGCAUCUGGUUCUUGUCUUUCCGUUGGUGUUUUAUCUACCCCCUUGGCACCAAGUGCAUCUCAUUGCCGGGAACCAGCAACGAACAUCCAGGAGUAAACCGAAUACUCGUACUCGAUAUACACGUAAACCGCCACUCAUUCUAUCGCAUUAUGCGACUCUCGAUACAGCGGGCCUGACGAGCAAACUUCACUUACGCGGAAAUACCAACAAUCAUUUGAAAUACCCCCCACCGAGACUCGAGGGCCACCUGGCCGCUCCCCUCUUUCGCUAUGCCGUCGGACGAGAAACCAUACAAAUACGAACCCCUACCGAUUCCCACAUAUGAAGAGGCCGUCGGGUCUUCAUCGCGGGCAUCGACCGCGUCCAACAAUGAAGCCAAUGAAGCCGCAGUCCCGGCGGAGAGGGAGGGACUACUAAGUGCAGGAGACGAUGGUCGCAUACCGGAGCCCACACGACGGCAAGGGUACCGACCUCCUGCGUCCGUGGAGGACUAUCGUGAGAGUAUGGACCAGCAGCACGAUACGUUUCUCAAUCAGGAUGCGGAACCACGGGACAGCGACAGCGAUGAUGAGGAGGCGCGAGUGCGCAGGGAGAUGGAUGAGUUGGAUAUGGAGGAUGAGCCAAGGAAUUCGGCACAGUCGGCUUGGGGGAAACGAAUCUCGAGUCUCUCACAGUCGUUACAUUUACCCUUUCGAUGGAGGUGGAAAUGGAGGAUUAAUCUACAUGUGCCGGAAGGCAUGAGGGAGAGGAUACGUUGGCCGACAAUUGAUGCGAAUUUCUGUAUUAUUCUGGGGAGGAUGUUUGCCUUGCUGUUGGUUAUGGGGAUUGUGUAUUUGCUGUUUGUCAGUGAUAUAUUUACAAAUGCGGCGCAAAGAAUGGCGGGGCAAAUGUUUGGUGAGUUCACGUCCUUCAGGUCAAGCUUCAAUUCAAAAUGUAUUAAUCUAAUUAAUUUAGACCCGGAAUCCGUAAGAGUACACGUACAGAGGGUUGCGAGUGCUACCCGAAUAGAGGAACACAUGAAGGUCAUCACGAAGAAUGAUCAUUUGGCAGGGACGGAGGGUGAUUAUGUGCUCGCAGAGUACGUGGAAGCGGCCUUUGCACAUGCAGGUCUGGAAGAAGUGAGGAAAGACCAAUUUGGAGUAUACUUGAACUUCCCUAAAGUUGGAGGGAGAAAGGUUGAGAUACUAGGGAAAGACGGGGCCGUAACAUGGUCUGCAAAGAUUGAUGAGGACCCGAUAUACACGGAUCCUCCAAAACAGCAAACACCAGUCUUCCAUGGACACUCGAAAAGCGGCGACGUCAAGGGGCCGAUUAUCUACGCAAAUUACGGAUCGAGGGAAGACUAUAAAAGACUGUACGAUAGUGGUAUUGAGACUAAGGGCGCAAUUGCGUUGGUACGGUAUUACGGGAGUCAAGGGGAUCGAGCUCUAAAAGUCAAGGCAGCGGAGGACGUUGGUUUUAUCGGAUGUAUUAUCUACAGUGAUCCGGGCGAUGAUGGCUUUGUGAAAGGGGAGGUCGCACCAAAGGGCCGAUUUAUGCCAGAAUUCGGUGUCCAAAGGGGAGCGGUCAGUCUAAUGAGUUGGGUUGUAGGCGAUGCUCUAACCCCUGGAUGGGCCAGUGUAGAGGGGGCUGCGCGAAUACCGAAAGAAAAUAACCCUGGACUUGUCAACAUUCCAAGUGUCCCGCUUUCCUGGGGAGAUGCUAAAUUUCUACUUCAAGCAUUGAAGGGAGUUGGGCAAGCUGCCCCAGAAGAGUGGAAAGGCGGUAUUCCUGAUGCCGAAUACUGGAUUGGGGACAAGUCAGGCCCAGUGGUUCAUCUUGUAAACGAUCAAGACGAAGUGGAGGAACAGCCAAUCUGGAACGUCAUGGGCAAGAUUACUGGUGUCGAGCAAAAAGAGAAGGCCGUUAUUGUUGGCAAUCACCGCGAUGCUUGGGUUUACGGAGCUACAGAUCCAGGAUCUGGAACUGCUGUUAUGCUUGAGGUUGUUAGUAUCUUUGGAGAUCUCGUUUCAAAGGGAUGGCGCCCACUUCGCUCUAUCGAAUUUGCUUCCUGGGAUGGGGAAGAAUACAAUCUGAUUGGGUCCACAGAAUACGUCGAGGGUGAUAUGGAGAGAUUGAGACAGGACGGAUUCGCUUACCUGAACGUCGAUGUUGCUGUAGGAGGUACAGAUUUCAGGGCAGCGGGAAGCCCUGUUUUCAAAAAAUCCCUUCUCCGAGUCCUCAAUCGAGUCACUGAUCCCCUCAAGAACGCUACCUUGAGAGAGUUAUGGGAUAAGCGAGAAUCAAUGCUUAUGGGGCUCGGAGCUGGAAGCGAUUAUGUGGCGUUCCAAGAUAUGGCCGGAACGUCAAGUCUCGACUUUGGCUUUGAAGGUCCAAAAUUUCCCUACCAUUCUGCUUUUGAUAAUUUCGAGUGGAUGUCGGAGAUUGGCGAUCCGGGAUUUACAUAUCACCAAAUGCUGGCACAGGUUUGGGCACUUCUUAUCCUUGAGUACGCGGAUAGACUUGUCAUGCCUUUUGAUAUCGCUGCCUAUUCUGCUUCCUUGAUUGCAUGGGCACAGGAUCUUCAAAACUACGUCGAGAACAAAGGUAGCAAUUCCGAAGGCAACCCUUGGUCCAUUGAGCCUCUUCGGGAAGCAGUUCUCCAAUUUGCGGUUGACGCGCGACAAUUCGAGAAGUGGGAGGAUGAAUGGGAUGCCAUUGUUUUGGGAGGUGGCGGCUUUGAAAGUUCCAUCCUGUCAGCUCAUCGACAGAGUCAUAACACCCGGAUGGCGAAUUUCGAAACUCACCUCUUGGAUUUGGAAGAGGGUGGUGGUGUAAGUUUAUUUCUCUUCCCUCCUCCUUUUCUUCCUCUUGUUUCGAUACUAACUGCAAACAAUUAGAUCCCGAACCGUACACAAUUCAAACACGUCGUCUUCGGUCCACAGCUCUACUCCGGAUACGAGACAUCCUUCUUCCCCUUCAUCCGUGACGCGAUCGAGGCCAGGGAUUGGGAACUAGCGCAGAAGCAGGUGGUCAAGACGGCGGACAUCAUUAAAAGAGCUAGUAGGAAGUUGGUGGGUAAUUGAAAAUACCUUCCUCUGUCUAUCUCUUAUUUACCUGUAUUUCUCUAC
Messenger RNA from Hymenoscyphus albidus, 3255 nucleotides. The record is from the annotation of a GenBank genome assembly. NCBI's taxonomy places the organism in Eukaryota, Fungi, Ascomycota, Leotiomycetes, Helotiales, Helotiaceae.